AUGAACCUUGACACUACUAGUAGUAGUAAAGCCUUGCUGGGCUCAGGCUGGUCUCCACCACCCUCCAUUACCUCCUCUCCAUGUAUACAACUUGAAGCCCAAAAAUCAGCAAAGUCCUCCAACAUUUGCCUACCAGACAAAGUAUCAGACCAACACUUGCUUGACAAUCUCAAGGCAGUACUGAAAGCAAGACUUGACCUUGAAGAUAAUCAAGAUGGCUUAAGCCUGGGGCACUGUGCUAUCAUUCUUGAGGCUCUUCAAAAUCCUCGACCCAACACAUUCGUCAUCACCAAUGUUACACCUGCAGAGUAUGCUGUAGUUUUUGCAUUUAUAUCAGAGGAAUCAGAUUUCAGUAUCAGAGCAAAAUUCAACUAUUUCCAGGACAUGCAAGAGCUUCAAAUCAUGACCCCACUCUCUAUCCAUGAACAACCAACCACGCAUCUUUUCAAGGCUGUCACCAAGUACACUGAUGGUAUCCCUUACAACAAACAACUCAUCGACGUCACCCUCCAUCUAAAUCACCGCAUGCAGAACAAAGACUUCACCAAUAUUCCCGACUUAUGGCAACAGUCAAAGGACGAUAGCAUUGCAAGUCAAAUCCUUUGUGCGAGUCCCACCUUGGACUAUGAAGAUUUCAUCCCUCAUCGUAUCAAAAAAUCAUUGAAGUUUGGGCCAGUAACUAUCCACUCCCACAUCUGGAUCGAUGUGGCUCAAGUCCGAUACACCAUGUUCAAGCACAGUGCAGAUGGCCACUUCGACUUCAGCAGUAAGAACACAGAGACGUUCGCAGAAGAGACCAUCUACCCUGAGAUCAAGAUGGACAACGUCGAACGCAUGUUGAGUGAGGCCGCUGGGAGUUUGAAAGAAUAUAUUAUAUCAUUGUUGGAGGGGAUGGGGUCAGAGGAGCCUGCAAUCCGGAGUGCACGUGAGUCUCGUCCUGUGUGGGACCCCAUGUGGGAGGCUGCUGUGAACCAGAUCUCUACCGCCGUGUAUCUUACGGCUUACUGCCGCUAUGUGGAUUGGCAUCACCACAUAUACGACAAGUGCAAGUCGUCGCAUCAAGAAGUCACUCAGGCUACUUCCACUUCACUGCUCUUGUCUGAUCCAACAGCUGGGUCCUCAUCCAACCUCACCACUUCAUCCUCAACUGAUCAGCCGCACACGCCCUCCACUGGAUUAUUGAUUGAUAUUGAACUGGCACGCUUAGCGAAGAAAGCGAAGGUGGACAACAGGAAGGUUCCCGAGGCAAAGACGAAGAAGUCCAAGUCCAAGAAGGCGAAGGGACAGGCAAAAAACUUGUAG
This is a messenger RNA of Suillus subalutaceus, 1302 nucleotides long. RefSeq lists its product as uncharacterized. The coding region runs from base 1 to 1302 and encodes 433 amino acids. The transcript is spliced from 6 exons. Lineage: Eukaryota; Fungi; Basidiomycota; Agaricomycetes; Boletales; Suillaceae. The record is from RefSeq and is a predicted model, not a curated record.